This is a messenger RNA of Alternaria rosae, 701 nucleotides long. RefSeq names its product putative ubiquitin-carboxy extension protein fusion. Gene Ontology annotation, molecular function: structural constituent of ribosome; ubiquitin protein ligase binding; protein tag activity. Lineage: Eukaryota; Fungi; Ascomycota; Dothideomycetes; Pleosporales; Pleosporaceae. Gene Ontology annotation, cellular component: ribosome; cytoplasm; nucleus. Gene Ontology annotation, biological process: translation; modification-dependent protein catabolic process; protein ubiquitination. The transcript is spliced from 3 exons. The coding region runs from base 35 to 394 and encodes 119 amino acids. The record is from RefSeq and is a predicted model, not a curated record.
ACUGAGAUCACGGAACACCGCAACACCGCCAAAGAUGCAGAUCUUCGUGAAGACCCUGACGGGCAAGACCAUCACGCUCGAAGUUGAGAGCAGUGACACCAUCGACAACGUCAAGUCCAAGAUCCAGGACAAGGAGGGCAUUCCCCCGGACCAACAGCGCCUGAUCUUCGCCGGAAAGCAGCUCGAGGAUGGCCGCACUCUGUCCGACUACAACAUCCAGAAGGAGUCCACCCUCCACUUGGUCCUCCGUCUCCGUGGUGGUAUCAUUGAGCCUUCGCUCAAGGCCCUUGCCUCCAAGUACAACUGCGACAAGAUGAUCUGCCGCAAGUGCUACGCACGCCUACCACCGAGGGCUGUCAACUGCGUACGUCAUGACAAGGAUAUUGUUCCUUGAACUGGAACGGACAGGCUAUAGGACUUUACUAACAACAUCACAGCGCAAGAAGAAGUGCGGACACACCAACCAGCUCCGCCCCAAGAAGAAGUUGAAGUAAACUACUCGCCUCUAUCGGCGUCUGGCGAAGGGACAACGGAGUCGGUGGAAACGAAUUGCAACGAUUGCAUGCGAUGGAUAUGAGGGCUAGGUCGCUACUACUUCUUCCACGGCACAUGGCAUCAAUGGCGUGCUUGUCUUGUCUCGCAUCUGAGACUUUAUGAAGGGAACCAGGCAUGUAGAGUGAAUCGAUCAAAUUCAAACACCA